This is a messenger RNA of Oncorhynchus tshawytscha (Chinook salmon), 6354 nucleotides long. Its product is annotated as centrosome and spindle pole-associated protein 1. The transcript is spliced from 31 exons. The record is from RefSeq and is a predicted model, not a curated record. Bases 224 to 4081 code for a protein of 1285 amino acids. Gene Ontology annotation, biological process: positive regulation of cytokinesis. Gene Ontology annotation, cellular component: spindle pole; centrosome; microtubule. Lineage: Eukaryota; Metazoa; Chordata; Actinopteri; Salmoniformes; Salmonidae.
GAAUGUUUGAAAUGCAGACGCUUUUUACUGAUUUGUUAUUUGGAAACAAAGUAAUUAGUACAUUUAAUUUAGAUUUGAAAGCCAAAUAAUGUCAAUGUGUUACUAUUGUUAGAGUGGCGAAGCACCAUUUUCGAUUCUUAAAAACAACCUGAUAAAAAAACGUAUUGAAGUUCUUGUGGCGGUGCGAAGUCUCGCGACCCUGCUGAACUGGCGAAACCACUUGAUGGUCAUUCAUUCAGAUAGCGCACUUCACAAAGAUUGUUCAUGCGAAAUGGAUAACCUAGAUCGGUUUUUGGAGGAACAUACAGCCAAAGUGGCUAAAGAGAGGGCAUGUUUGGAAGAGGAGGAACCACCUUACAUGACAAUCAAGACAAAGUCAGACAAUGUAAACUCUGUAAAGGAGAACGCUGCUCCAUUUGACUGGGCAUCAACUCAAAGAGGACAUCCAAACCCUGGCAGAGAGGAGAGCUCAGGAUUAAGUUUGCAGUUGGGAGCAGAAUAUGAGCAGAAGAAGCAAAAACUCAAGCAAGAGCUUCGUUUGGACUACAGACGAUAUAUGGCUCAGAAAAAGGAUCUGCAUGCUGGUGAACCCGGCCCACAGGCUCAAGGCCUCUCCUUACCCAUCGGUGAGAGGAGAUUUGCCAAGGACAAAUUAAGAGAUGAAAGAAACAAGGAAUACAACCUCUUCCUUAAUGGACAGUCAGGGCAAAUAAGGAGACUACUUUCAAAUGCCUCUCAGGUGCAGGCCCCAGAGACUGUGAGUCCAACUGUAUUUUAUUCUCCCCCAGCCAUACCAGAGGCCCAGCAUAACACCCAGCUUAACCAUGGAGGCCAGCCUUGGGAGCGACUCCCAUCCAGGAGGAACGCUGCCACCCUAACCGACAGGGGGACAGGGACAGAGGGUCAGGCCCCACGAGGGCGGAGGCACUGGGAGCACCACAGACCAGAGGAGUCCCUGGAGCGCUGGGAGAGAAGGAGGCCCAGGAGGAGAAGCAGGCACAGGGAUGAGUACAACUCUGAGGAGGAGGAAGAAGAGGAGUUUGAGUUCUUGGAGAGGGGGAGAUCCAGGCGGAGCCGAGAGCCAGAGUACACUGGGAGAAGAGAGAGGAGAAUAGUUCAUCACAGCCCUGACAGAGUUCUGCGGGAGAGGAGGGAGGUGGAGCCGCCUGUUGUCCAUGAAGAGAACUUCAGAGACCGGAUCAGAAAGUCCCAGUCGGUGACACCAAAACCCAAUGCUGUGAUGCCAGCGGCCAUGAAGACCGCCGAGAGAUCUAGGUCUGCAGCCCACAAGGACAAGGCCCAGUUUUUCACUGGACUCAUGAUCGGGGAAACAGAGGGGGAUGUGGCCACACAGAGGCGGAAGGACCGCUACAGACAGGAGCUGCUGGAACAGAUGGCUGAGGGGCAGAGGAACAAAAAGAAGGAGAAGGAUCUUGAGCUGAGGGUUGCAGCCACUGGGGCGAUUGACCCAGAGAAACAGCCUGACCGCAUUAUGCAGUUUGGGGCGGUGAACCGCGAAUAUGAGGGCCGGAGACGUGACAUCCCCUAUAGACCCGGAGGAGGCCUGGACGCCCUGGGGACCAACUCUAGCCCUAGGCCCUGCCAGGAGAUGCCCGAGGCGGGCACAGAGGAGAGAGGUCCCCCUGGUAGGCCCCGUGUUGCCUUCCCCUCCCCUCCAAUGGACUACACUAACAUCCUGGGCCAACUAACAGGGGCAGGGGGGCCGCGGUUAGAGAUGGGGGCUGGAGCGAGAUUAGGGACAGGCAUGGGGGUGCCUGGGGGUGCCCCUCUCAAUGAAGACUUCCACAGGAGCCUCUCUAGUACCCUGGGAGAGAUAGUUGCCCCAAGAAUUGCUAGCUUACCUCCUCCAUUGCCGCCCACUCUAACUGAUGCCUACAGGACUCCGUAUGAUGAGGCCUAUUACUACUAUGGAGCAAGGAAUCCCCUGGACAAAAAUCUGCUCUACUAUGGACCUCAAGGAGGUAGAGGGCAGCCCAUGGUCUUCCCAAAUUUGCCUCCAGGAAUGAUGCCUCCACCUGGACAUCAAGGGGCCCGAGGAGCCUAUCCGCAUGCUGUGGCCCUCCCUGGAGCUGGGCGGGGUGUUGGGGCGAUAGGAGAGAGGCCCAAGCAGUCCAAGGAGAGUGUGUUGAACUACAAGGAAGCACUGAGACAACAGGAAGAGAUCAGGCGAGAGUGGAGUCAGCACUUUUCCAAGAUCCAGGAAGGAGAGGAGCGAAAAAGACAGGAGAGGGAGAAAAGGGAUUGCUAUGAUGCCAAGAUCGAGGCUGAGAUGAAGGCCUAUGAUCCCUGGGGGAAGGGGGGAGGAGGGGCCCCUCUCAAAGACGACAGGGGAAAUCUCAUCAGUGAUCUGAACAGAAUGCACAGGAUCAACAAGGAGGUGUACGUAAACCCAGAGUCCAGGGACAGGAGAUGGCCGCCGGGCUCUGUAGGCAGGAUUGGAGGUGGAGGGGGACUUACCCCCAGGGGAAUAUCAGGUUUCUCCUUUGCCCAGACGUCCCAGUUUGCCCGUAGCAACGUGUUCAGUGAUCAGCCUACUCCACAGCAACUCCAGGAUCAGGACACAUACAAAGACUACCUGAAGCAGCAGAUCGAGGAGAAAAGGAGGAAGGAAGCGAAGGAGAGGGACCGUGAAAGGAUGGAGGAGGAGAGGGAGGAGAAGAGGCUGGCAGAGCAGAGGGUUCUUAUCCAGCAGGAGUUUGAGGAGGAGCAGCAGAGGAGAAAACGGAAGGAGGUCGAGCAAAGUGCCAAGAAUGAAGAGCUGAUCCGCCAGGCUGAGGAGCGCCGUAAGGAGGCGGACAGGAAGAGCAGGGAGGAGGAAGAGCGUGAGAGCAAGACCCUGAGACAGCAGGUUGAGAGGGAAAGACAUGCGCGAAAGGAAGAGAGUCAGAGGGAUCCGUCACCACCUAUCCCAGCCCUGCAGAAGAGACUGGGGAAGCAGCACCUCACUCCCAGACCUCCCUCUGCUGUCAGCCAGCUCUCCUCUAGGGCCCUGUCUGAGCGUUCUAUGUCAGCACCACACUCUCCACCUGUACCUGCCAGGAGAAACCAGCUCCGAGCCACAGAGGACCAGCAGCAGGGUGUGAUCAGUGAGUUGUCCACACUGCGGAGGCAGCUGCGGAGCGAACAGAGACGGCUGGAGGGGCAGCUGCUGCAGAGUGACAGAGAGGAGACAGACACACCCAUCUCCACCAGGCGCAGAGGGCGCCCCCAUGGGGACGUGUUUGAGAUGGCACUCAUCAGAGCCCAGGGGUCGUCCAGAAGACCCAACUCUGGAACGGCUGCUCCAGAUGCCCAUGUCAACAUGCAGAACAUCAGGGAGUUCAACCAGCUCAAAUACAGAGACAGCGCAUCUCGUGAGGAGGUGCAUCAUGUGUACCCUGACCCCCCCAGUGAUGAACACAGUCUGGACAUCCAGCAGCAGGCUCUGCUCAGGGAGCAACAACGCAGGAUCAGGAACAUGAGAAGAGGAGAAGAGUCAGACUUCUUUGAGCCGUAUGUGGAGCGACAGCCUCGUUAUCAUCCUAGGGAGAAGCCAGGCCAAGACCACCAGAGAGUCUCUUUAUUGGAGUCAGAGAGCGCUUUUAUUGAUUACCCCAAUGGUGACGCAGGGUCCCCAUCCCCAACGCAAGCCCUUAACCUGAGGUCCAGACAGCCCUUAGCCCAGGAGAGGGAGAGCAGGAGGCCCGCCAGGAGAAGAGACUUUGAGGAUAGGGAUGAUGAGGGCCAACCGGAUGCCCAGUCUCUAUUCUCUGUGGCCAGCCUGAACAUUGAGGGGGUUAAGGACCGCAACCAGAGACGCAUCCGCAGACUGGAUGACUUCAACGACCACAACUGGAGAUCAGGAGGGCUGUCAGCCGAUGAAGGAGACCACCUCUCGCUGCGGUCCACCCCAUACCACCCGGACAGGUGUGUGUCUGUGGAGACGGUUGCCACAGAGCCCUGGCUGCGGCCUGGCACAUCGGACCCACUGAAGAGGUUAGGGACUGGUCAGAACCGGAGAGAGAGGCCGGUUACUAGAGACAUCCUGGACGGGGACGGGCCCUCCACCUACCAUGGAUGACCUGUGACCUUUUUAGGUCUGUUGACCUCAUCUACACAUAGGAUCCCUUUCUAGUGCACUACUUCUGACUAAAGUCUGUGCCCUUGAUUUCAAAGCCAAAGAGGUGUAUUUUCUAUAUGCAGUCGAUCCCUAUUUCUCAUUUUACAAAAUGAACAUGGGCUAUAUCUGUCUCGGGAUCAGAUGAGUGCAAAAAAACAUCCAUGUUUGUGCUUUUUAUUCUGAAAAAACUAUGAAUGUAGCUUAUGUAUGUGUCCAUUUUGAAGAUAUAAAGCCCGCAGAGGGGACGUCCUAAUGGAGAUGAGAGCGGUAGUAGCAGAGAUAUUUCAGUCUCUGUAUACAACGGCUUUAGCCUGGGUACCAGUCUCUAGCGAACAUUCCACUCCUUGUCAUUGCCAAAGAGACUGGCCUUUUGGGCAAUCUCAACGUUCAAUAUGCAGCUGGAUUUACAGCGCAGUUGCUGAUUGGUAGUUGGAAACAACAUUCAUAUUUUCCAUGGCAACGUUCUGGAACAUGAGGUGCGUGCAAAUUUGACGCCAUAUAGAAUUAAAAUUGGUGGAUUAAUAGCCCAGCCUGUGGAUUAAUUUCAAAUUUACACAUCUGUCUUCACUGUUCCCUUCUUGUGCAAUUCAUGCAUCUCAGCUGGCUUAUCCACUGGGCCCUUUUCCAUCCUCUGUAUUCCUUUUAUAGCUCUUGAACCAGUAGCCUAGCCCAACGUCCCAGCAGUAGCAAUAUACAAUAGUUUGGUCACUUAUUUUGAGAAAUAGAAAAUAUAUUUUUGGGUGUUUCUCAAAAUAAUAUAUAAAUAUUUGAGGAAAGAAGUGCCUUGCUGGAUAUGAAAUAUGCUACAGCAUUCACAAUGAAGUGCUGGGGAACUUUGAAUGGCGAGAGCUUCUCUGGUGUGACGCGAUCACAUUGGCUGGUGGUAAACAUGAAAUAAACGUAAAUCCUCUGUUCUCCCAGUGCCAAAUGUAUGUUUACAAUGACAUAUAUUACGUCAGAAAGCCCAAUGUUUCCAAUCGCAUGUAUGAAUGAAGUUUUCCAAUCAGUCUAAUUUGCAUUAAACAUUGUGACUGGAGGAUAGAUGUGAGGGUUAGAAAUUCAGGAUCAAAUCAUCUGAUCUCUUCGAGCUCAUUAGUGAUGAUAUAAUGUUCAUAUUUGAAGAUUGCCGAAUGGCCAGUCUCUUUGGCAAGGAGUGGAAUGAUAGCUAAAGAGACUGGUACUCCAGCUACAAUAGCUCCGUGUAGUGAGGAGGAGCAGGGCAGCGUCAGUGAGUGUCUGCUCUGCUCAGAGUGAAGCCAGUAGACAGUGAAGAAUUUCAGCACUGGGUCCUGAGCUGCACCACUCAGAGAUACUGCAGAAGGGCUACGGUGUGGAUGAUGGCUAGGCUCUGGUCUGGUCUGCUAAUCUUUUGAGAUACUGCAGAAGGGCUACGGUGUGGAUGAGGGCUAGGCUCUGGUCUGCUAAUCUUUUGAAUGUACUUUGGCAAAAUUAAUGUAUAUUUAAAACGUGAAAUGUGAAUCUGAUGUUGAAAUGUUUGUAUGUAUCAAGUAAAGAUGUGAUAAUAUAUAUAUAUAUAUAUAUAUAGAGAGAGAGAGAAAUAUUCAGGUUUUAAAAAAUAAAUUAUUUUAAUAAUCUUGCCUUUCUCCAGGCUGGUCCUUGAAGCUUAGUCCGUUACUUGUGAGGCAGACUCAUGGGUCUUUUGCGUCCCUUUGAUAUUUUAAUAAGAAAUUGUGAACCAAUAUUGAAUUUUAAAAGCCUGUUAUAUUAAAUGAAGUGCCCUUUUUUAAUAUAGACCACAUGGACGGUUGAAUAAUUCUGUAAUAAAUUCAGCAUAUGGACAUGUCCCUCUGUCAACCCCAUUUCACUUCUAGGAAGAUUUCAGUCCACUUAAUCCCAAGUUUUCACCAUCAUACAUCUGUCCCUCAUUUUAAGGUCAACCCUGUUAUGUGAACUGAACUCUAGUUUUAAUAUGGUGAAACUAUUCCUUAACUAUUGUUUUCAAAAGUGACAUUGAACAUCUAGUCAAAUCAUUUUCUGGUGUUUUGUGUUGGAAAACUGAGUGUGUCGCGCAUGACGUCAAACCUGUUACCCAGCAAGUUCCUUUUUUUCCCUUCUUGCAUUCAAUUGCCACUCCCUAUUGCACACAAGCUUCCAUUCCCCUGGUCCCGAAGGGAUUUAUGGCUGAUUUAAGAGAUUUGACAAUUUAAAACAAUACAACCACACGCAUUUAAAGUCAUCAAGGAUGAGUUUGAAGAUUAAAUCAUCAACCCUGU